Messenger RNA from Helianthus annuus (common sunflower), 1974 nucleotides. RefSeq lists its product as uncharacterized. The transcript has 8 exons. Bases 1 to 1974 code for a protein of 657 amino acids. The record is from RefSeq and is a predicted model, not a curated record. Lineage: Eukaryota; Viridiplantae; Streptophyta; Magnoliopsida; Asterales; Asteraceae.
AUGGGCAAGCAAAUCAAGACAAACUUGAGCUUAUGGCAAAAAGUUGUAGACUACGAUUUAGCAACAUUGGGUGAAAACCCUGAACAGCCUUUAGUGGCCGAAGAAGAAGAAGAGGGGGCUGCCGGUGGUGGAUUACCGGCGCUGAAGUGGACUAGAAAAAGCUUUGAUCGCCUUAUGCUUGAGGUCCAAAUGCCCUCGGAGUAUGGGGCUCGGUACCCAUCAGAGGGUGAUACUGGUGCCGACGCUCCGGCCGGUUAUGUGACCAUGUGGUCCGAUUUCUUCGGAGAUUGUAACCUCCGAUUACCGUUGACUGUGUUUGUUGUGGAUAUCUUGGAGUGGUACAAGGUCCACAUUUCUCAAGUGAGUCCAUUUGGGAUGAUUCGGAUUCGUAAUUUUGAGUUUACCUUUCGUGCUCUUGGCAUAGAGCCUACCGUCGGAGAUUUCCGACGGUUUUAUCAGAUGACGGUGUUCAUGGGGUUCUUUUCUUUCCGUCAACGAGACGGUACCCCGAAGCUGAUGACUCCCCCUAAGGGGAUGACGAUGUGGAAGAAGAAGUUCUUCUAUAUCAAGUCUGCUGCCCUUGCUGUGGAUAUGACGUUUCGGAAUGUGACCGAGACGAUCAUAGCAGAGACCAUUGCGAUGCCCAGUUUGAAAUCAGUGCAAUGGUUCCCGCAGCUGCAGACUAUUGAGUCUGUGAAGUUGACCAACACGCAACUAUGGCUGUUGCGUAUGAUGUUGAGGAGGGGCAAGAACUCGAAACCCGUGGUGCGGGAAAAGAGCGGUGAAGAUGCUCCCGCAUGGAGGAUGUUUGCUCCGGAUUUCGAGGGUACGGUUGAGACCGUAGUUUGUGCGGAUGGUGAACAGGAUCACAACACUAUCAUCCGUAGUAACUUCCGGGUGCCUACUGCGGCUGCACUGGCAGUUGAGUUGCCAGUAGGCAAAGGUGAUCUUGGGGCCUUGGGGGACCCUGAAGCGAAAGGUGUGCCAAAGAGGCAAACUAAGCAGGCAGAAGAGGCUGCUGCGGGAGGGACAGCUGCGGGUCCCCCUGUGAUUGGUGAGAAGAGGACGCCAGAGCAGAAAGCUGCUGGUGGUGUUGAAACCAAACGUCGGAGACUAGUAACCAAAAGGUCUGCUCCGGCGCAGAAAAAACCUGCGGUUGUCGUUGAGCGUCAAGAUGAAGAUUUUUCUAUCUUCGAUGCUCCGGAGUCCCCUCCGCGUGCCAUGGGUGCGGGUGGAACGGAGGUGCCGUCGACACCUCCCGUCAAGGUGGUACCUGAGUCAACCGUGCAGAAGGAGGGUACCGCAGAGAAUGCUGCGGCCCAGAUAUUUGAUACUGUUGACUCGUCCAACAACCUGAUCUCUCCCAAUGAGGGAGACGAUUUGAGUUUGCGGUUCACUGCUACUGGGAAGCAACAUUCUGAUGCUGAACCGCAAAAAACUGGCGCUGAAGCUGAUGUUCAAGCCCGGGAAGUCGCGGUUACAGAUCUUACUGCCCGCGUGUCUGCUGCGGAGGAACGUGCUGACUCCGCUGUGGAGGCCAAGGAUGCCUUGGUGUCCUCCCUUAAUCAGUUGGAGGCUGACCGUGAAUGGAUGCGGUCAUGCGGUAUUUCGCGCAUUGUCGAGGCGAUUAUGAAUGCCCCUGAGACUGCUGCUGGUUUGAAUCUGGUCCGGGAUCGCGCUCGGGAUGCCGGUUUUAAGGCAGGGUACAACCGCUGCAUUGGCCAUCUGAACGUGAUUACCAAGGGUAGUCAUACGGAUGAGCGAUCGGGGUUCCGUGGCGUGGAUACCGAGUCGCAUCUGAAAGCAGCCGAGGCCUCCUUCUAUGACACGUCCCUUGCUUGUAUACAGGAAUUGGACAGUUGUUUGGAUGCCGCGGACUAUGUAUACCGCUUGCGGAUGCUGUAUCCGGAUGUGGAAGAGGACGACGCUGCUGGUAACGCUAGAGAUGAUGCGGGGACCAGUGGUACAAAGUAG